Molecule: messenger RNA, 1066 nt
Organism: Periconia digitata
Lineage: Eukaryota; Fungi; Ascomycota; Dothideomycetes; Pleosporales; Periconiaceae
Source: the annotation of a GenBank genome assembly
UGCAUCUUUCGUCAGGUAUCGAUGUUGGCCGUAUUCCGCGGGAACACUCUUCACACCAAGCCACCAUGGGUUGAACGGCGCAGUGACGGAUCCCGUAGCCUCGUCGUCGGAGAUGCGAUAAUCGCGCACUCGCUCCAUCAAGUCUUUCUCGGAAACAGGAGCCAUGUCGCGCGUCGCUUUCUCGAGUGCAGCCUGAGACAUGUAUUUCGCUCCUCCAUCUCUCGCAGUGUAGUCAUCGGCCUGGUAAGCAUAGGCUUUGAAUAUAUUGAAAGGUUCCGUCCCGUUUGGCUUCCACCAUCCCUGUUCUACUGCAAAAGAGACAAUAUUCGGGCUACCAGCGUAGUCGGUGUGAUUGUGGAAAUCGACGGGGAAAUCCUCAAUGUAGCCAGGAUACAGAACACGGACAUCAUUGUCGCCUAGACGCUCCGCAGCCCACAGCUUCUGCCCACCCGACAUCUCCCACACCACCCAGCCCUCGUUGGCGUCGGCGAUGAGAUGCGAGUUACCUCCGUAGUCAGCAUAGCCAUAUUCAGCUAUCAACUGGCCGAUGAUGUCAACGCCUUCUCUCGCAGUACUUGCGCGCUCCAGCACAACGCGUGCGAGGUCAGAGUAUUGCAGGCCGGUUUGCGGAUUAGGCGUCAUGGCGAUUAAGUCAUCUCUGUUCUGCGCCCAUACAUCUCGCACAGCGACGCCUUUCUCGUUGAUUCCACCAUUGGUCAAAGGAGCUGGGAACCCCUCGAAAUCCGAGUACUCCAUGGACAGGUACCGGAACGUAUGUUGCACUUGGGAAAUGUUCAUCAACUGACCCGGCAUGGACGCGUCUUCAGUCACGCCCACAGUGAUUGUCGCGUUGGGCGGAUGGUCCUUUGCUGGAAAGAUCUCGAGCCAGUGACUUGAUACUUCUUCACCUGUGCCUCCCACCAUGACGCUGCCAUCCUGGCAUAGCAUAAUGCUACGGCAAUGGAUCGACGAAACACCAUCUUGACGUUGACUGGCUGGUGGAAGAGGCGUGCGUGAAACACCACUGGGGAGAUGGGGGUUGCAUGGUAUUUUUAUCAAGUCGAGU